AGUUCUUAGUACUUAAUGUGCUGAGAUGUGGAGAAAAUUUGCCGUAGAGACAAAUAACUCCAGAAAUCCCCUUAUAACAAUUCCACGGAUAAUACAAUUAAAAGACUAUUAGUCCUAAACGAUGUUGUGGGCAGGUUACAGACAGAUUGAGUGCCACAGAUUCACUAAGCCAUAUCACAAACGUUAAUAUGAAAGUGUCCUUUGGUCAUAAAUAGGCUUAUCCAAAGUUUAUUUUGGCUAAUCUUUGCUCUCUCCCCCAGCUCUCUCUCCCUGUUUGUGUGAACGCGUCUCUCACUCUCUAAGAAUAAACCCAGGCUCCUCCUCUUUAUGAUAAUGUGACAGUAGCAUCUCCAGCUCGGAGACAAGCCUCCUCUCAUUCUGGCUCAACUAUGUGAUCUGUUUUUCUACACAGUUACCUUGUCUUCUGUCCUCUCCUCUUUUAUCUCCCCUCUCCUCCUCGGCACACUUAAUGCGCGCUACCCUCUUGUCAAACCAACAUUUGUUCAGCGAAGUUACUCUCUUCAGUAGUUUACUCUCAAGUUAACUUUCUUGGUCUUAUUCCGGGACAUGACUACCAUGGCAACUCCGGCUGCUCCGGCUCUGCUCCCCGCCGCUCCACUCGGUCACCACCCGGCUCCGAGCUCCGUCUCUCCGGCCACUAACUCUCCACCACCUGCCGCCACCUCCGCCGCUUCCUCCCCGGCUCCUCCAGUGGCUCACCCAGCGCUGCUGCAUCAGUUUCGGGCGGAGCUCCUACUCCCAAACGGGACACAGUUAAAGCCAGGAGGAGCCCCGGUGCCCAACAGCGCUAAGCCCGUGUAUGCCACGCCGUCGCCCGUUGAGAGCACGCCGCAGAACAACGAGUGCAAACUGGUGGAGGUGAAAGGUGCCAAGCUGGCUUCUUUCACCGUUAAAGACACUGAGCUCAUCUGCCUGCCACAGGCUUUCGACGUGUUUCUCAAGCACCUGGUCGGUGGGCUCCACACCGUGUACACCAAACUGAAGCGGCUGGACAUUUCCCCGGUUGUGUGCAACGUGGAGCAGGUCCGGGUGCUGCGAGGGCUUGGGGCCAUCCAGCCAGGGGUGAACCGGUGCAAACUUAUUUCCAGGCAGGACUUCGAGACGCUCUACAACGACUGUACAAACGCCAGUUCCAGGCCCGGACGACCGCCCAAGAGGCUGCAGAGUGUGACAGAGGGCGGGACUCACCACAUGCUGUCCCACAGCGGUCUGAUGCAUGCUGGGAUCAUGCCUCCUGCAGAUCUGUCUGCUCUGGCCAAGAAGAUCAAGCUCGAGGCGAUGGCCAGUUACCACAGUAACCAACAACAUGGCCGGCCAAACGGGGAGAAUGGUGACCACAACCCCGGACUGGUUCUGGAUCAGUUGCCCUUUAUGAUGAUGUCACAUCCCCUGAUUCCUGCCAGCCUGGCACCUGCCUCCGUUUCCAUGGCAAUGGGCCAGAUGAACCGACUGAGCACACUGGCCAGCAUGGCCAACGUGGCGCAGCUCAACGCCAAGCCCCCCGCUAGGGCUCCCACCUCCGUCAUUAAGGAGCGAGUGCGUGACAGCCCCUCUCCUUCUCCCUCACUGGAGGAAGCUCAGAUGUCAUCCAAUCACAGUAGCAGUGUGUCCAGCUCACCGUCUCACACAGAACGUACUGCAGAAACCACACAUCCACAUGAUGAUGGCAUGCUGUCAGGUCACAGUCUGCUGGGACAUUCCCCCAGCGUGGUCCAGGGGGCCAGAGAGGCGGACGUGACUUCACUGGAGUACAGCAAGGACAGCAAGAGGGGCCACAGUGACAGAGACAACAGCUCCAUGGCCACUCACACAAACAGGGAGAGCUGUGACAGACAAGCCUACCAGAAACCCCCGUCAGGCAGGGAGAGCUGUGAGAGGGUGUCUUACCCUGCGGGACAGAAGCUCCCAGCAGGUCUCCACCACGCUCCCUUUAUCUUCCCGGAAGGCUUGUCCUCCAUAGAGACCCUGCUCACGAACAUCCAGCAGGGUCUGCUGAGGGUUGCUAUAGAGAACGCCCGGGCACAGGAGAAGCAGGACCAGCUGGAGAGAACGGAGCUGAAGAUGGAGCUGGUCCGUGAGAGGGAGCUCCGAGAGACGCUGGAGAGACAGCUCAGCAUGGAGCAGAAAAACAGAGUUCUGAUCCAGAAGCGUCUGAAGAAGGAGAAGAGGAAUAAGAGGAGACUUCAGGAGGCUCUGGAGGAGGAGGUCAAACUGCGCGAUCAGGCGGAGCACAGCCUGCUUCACACUGCCAACACACACACAGGCCAUCAAUCAUCAGCGGUCCCUCCCCACACAGAAUCUGUGACCCAGGACGUGGAUCAAGGGAGCAACCACGAUGACAACAGGCUGGACUCCAAGGCGACAGUACAAGAGGGCAGAGUUUUCCUGCAGUCCACAGGGAUGUACUGAAAACAAGAAGAAAAGAAGACAAAAGUUUCUCCUUUAUGAGAAAUGAUGGCUCUAUCAGAGAUCUCUCGAGGAAUCUCCCUCACACAUUUCAUGGGUGAUGUUUGAACAUUUCCAUUGUUCUCCUUGUUUAAUUUAUUACAUUAAUUACAAAAUCUCAACUGUAGUGGGAACAGUUCUUUAUUCUGAUGAUGUUUUACACAAAGACUUGUUUCUUUCCAUCAAGGUUUUUCUUUUUUAGAUUAGAAGAUGACCAUAGUUGUUUUUGUCAGUGCUGUUUAUCUGGACACAUGAAUAAGAUGAAUAUACAUUGGAGCUGAGUUGUGUACAUAAAUAAAGUCAUCAUGUUUUUUUGUUUUUGUUAUUAUGAGGAAAAUAAUGGCAUGUUGUACAGUCAGUAAAUGACUUGUAUUGUGUAUGUUAUGCAGUAGUGCAGUUUGACAAUACAAACAAUACAAAUCCUUUUUAUUAAA
Messenger RNA from Cheilinus undulatus (humphead wrasse), 2900 nucleotides. RefSeq names its product dachshund c (gene dachc). The record is from RefSeq and is a predicted model, not a curated record. The coding region runs from base 568 to 2430 and encodes 620 amino acids. The transcript is spliced from 11 exons. NCBI's taxonomy places the organism in Eukaryota, Metazoa, Chordata, Actinopteri, Labriformes, Labridae.